AUGCACCGGGUACGGACGCGGUGGUGGAGGAGCCACAAGUUCUGGCUCAACGUCGACGUCCACUGCGUCGUCCGGGGGCUCCAGUACCUCGUUCGCAUACAGGUUUGGAGCAGCUGGUCUGGCAAGAAUCCAGGCCGGGAGCGGCGCCGCCGCCGGCAUGGCCGGUUCGGGCGGAGCAUUAGAAGGCCCAGCACCAUCGCGACCUCGGGCGCCAUGUCCAAGACGUGGUCCACGGCGACGGAAACCGUUCCGGCGGCCUCCCAACCGGCGCAGAUCAUGGGCGUGGCAGUUGUGGCGGCGAAGUCCGCCAACACCAUGGCGAUGGCGACGGCCCUGUCGGCGUCUACCGCUGCUAUGAACAAGGUGCAGGAAGAAGGACAUGAGACCACGAGGCAUCCUCUCACCUUUUCCUUUCUUCCCUUCUGGCUCUCUUUUCUGGCGACUGUCGCCGGCGUGAUUUGCCUAUGCGUGCUCUGGGCAGAGACUCGUGGUGAUAACGUGUGA
Triticum dicoccoides is the source of this 504-nucleotide messenger RNA. RefSeq lists its product as uncharacterized. The record is from RefSeq and is a predicted model, not a curated record. The coding region runs from base 1 to 504 and encodes 167 amino acids. Lineage: Eukaryota; Viridiplantae; Streptophyta; Magnoliopsida; Poales; Poaceae. The transcript has a single exon.